UCACUGGUGUGUCGACAACAACUAAUGAAUCUUCUACAACCAUCAUUGAUUCAUCGACAACAACUGGCGAACCCACAACAAUUGUCACUGAGUCAACAAAAACAACUGUUGAACCCACUACAACCGUGACUGGUGCAUCGACAACAACUGAUGAACCCACUACAUCCGUCACUGUUUCAUCAACAAAAUCUGUUUUCUCCACUACAACCAUCACUGAUUCAACAAAAACAACUGGUGAACCCACUACAACCCUCAGUGGUGUGUCGACAAUAACUGGUGAACCCACUACAACCCUCACUGUUGUGUCUACAACAGCUGGUGAAUCCACCACAACCCUCACUGGGGUGUCGACAAUAACUGAUGAAACCACUACAUCCAUGGCUGGUGAGUCAACAACAACUGGUGAACCCACUACAACCAUCAUUGAUGCAUCGACAACAGCUGGUGAACCCACUACAACCAUCAGUGAGUCAACAAAAACAAUUGGUGAACCCAAUAGAGCAGUCACUGGUUCAUCAACCACAACUGGUGAACCCACUACGACUGUCACUGGUGUGUCGACAACAACUAAUGAAUCUUCUACAACCAUCAUUGAUGCAUCGACAACAACUGGUGAACCCACAACAAUUGUCACUGAGUCAACAAAAACAACUGAUGAACCCACUACGACCCUCAGUGGUGUGUCAACUACAACUAAUGAAUCUUCUACAACCCUCACUGUUGUGUCUACAACAGCUGGUGAACCCACCACAACCCUCACUGGGGUGUCGACAAUAACUGAUGAAACCACUACAACCCUCAGUGGUGAGUCAACAAUAACUGGUGAACCCACUACAACCCUCACUGGGGUGUCGACAAUAAUUGGUGUGUCUACAAGUUAUGCAUCAACAGCUACUGUUACUGCAGCACCAACUACAACUGUCACGGGUGUGUCGACAACAACUGGUGAACCCACUACAACCAACAUUGAUGCACCGACAACAACUGGUGAACCCACUACAACAUUCAGUGAGUCAACAAAAUCAACUGGUGAACCCAUUAGACAAGUCACAGGUUCAUUAACACCAACUGGUGAACCCAGAACAACUGGUGAACCAACAACAAUUGUCACAGAAACAACAUAUACAACAGUUGAACCCAGUACAUCCGUGACUGGUGCAUCAACAACAGCUGGUGAAGCCACUACGACCGUCACUGGUGUGUCGACAACAACUAGUGAUUCCACUACAACCAUCACUGAGUCAACAAAAACAACUGAUGAACCCACUACGACCCUCAGUGGGGUGUCGACAAUAACUGAUGAAACCACUACAUCCAUGGCUGGUGAGUCAACAACAACUGGUGAACCCACUACAACCAUCAUUGAUGCAUCGACAACAGCUGGUGAACCCACUACAACCAUCAGUGAGUCAACAAAAACAAUUGGUGAACCCAAUAGAGCAGUCACUGGUUCAUCAACCACAACUGGUGAACCCACUACGACUGUCACUGGUGUGUCGACAACAACUAAUGAAUCUUCUACAACCAUCAUUGAUGCAUCGACAACAACUGGUGAACCCACAACAAUUGUCACUGAGUCAACAAAAACAACUGAUGAACCCACUACAACCGUCACUGGUGUGUCAACUACAACUAAUGAAUCUUCUACAACCCUCACUGUUGUGUCUACAACAGCUGGUGAACCCACCACAACCCUCACUGGUGUGUCGACAACAACUAAUGAAUCUUCUACAACCAUCAUUGAUGCAUCGACAACAACUGGUGAACCCACUACGACCCUCAGUGGGGUGUCGACAACAACUGGUGAACCCACUACAACUGAUACUGGUGCAUCGACAACAACUGGUGAACCCACAACAAAUGUCACUGAGUCAACAAAAACAACUGAUGAACCCACUACAACCGUGACUGGUGCAUCGACAACAACUGAUGAACCCACUACAUCCGUGACUGUUUCAUCAACAAAAUCUGGUUUCUCCACUACAACCAUCACUGAUUCAACAAAAACAACUGGUGAACCCACUACAACCCUCAGUGGUGUGUCGACAAUAACUGGUGAACCCACUACAACCCUCACUGGGUUGUCGACAAUAAUUGGUGUGUCUACAAGUUAUGCAUCAACAGCUAAUGUUACUGCAGCACCAACUACAACUGUCACGGGUGUGUCGACAACAACUGGUGAACCCACUACGACCGUCAAUAGUGUGUUGACAAUAACUGAUGAACCCACUACAACCAUGGCUGGUGAGUCAACAACAACUGGUGAACCCACUACAACCAACAUUGAUGCACCGACAACAACUGGUGAACCCACUACAACAUUCAGUGAGUCAACAAAAUCAACUGGUGAACCCACUAGACAAGUCACAGGUUCAUUAACACCAACUGGUGAACCCAGAACAACUGGUGAACCAACAACAAUUGUCACAGAAACAACAUAUACAACAGGUGAACCCAGUACAUCCGUGACUGGUGCAUCAACAACAGCUGGUGAAGCCACUACGACCGUCACUGGUGUGUCGACAACAACUAAUGAAUCUUCUACAACCAUCAUUGAUUCAUCGACAACAACUGGCGAACCCACAACAAUUGUCACUGAGUCAACAAAAACAACUGUUGAACCCACUACAACCGUGACUGGUGCAUCGACAACAACUGAUGAACCCACUACAUCCGUCACUGUUUCAUCAACAAAAUCUGUUUUCUCCACUACAACCAUCACUGAUUCAACAAAAACAACUGGUGAACCCACUACAACCCUCAGUGGUGUGUCGACAAUAACUGGUGAACCCACUACAACCCUCACUGUUGUGUCUACAACAGCUGGUGAAUCCACCACAACCCUCACUGGGGUGUCGACAAUAACUGAUGAAACCACUACAUCCAUGGCUGGUGAGUCAACAACAACUGGUGAACCCACUACAACCAUCAUUGAUGCAUCGACAACAGCUGGUGAACCCACUACAACCAUCAGUGAGUCAACAAAAACAAUUGGUGAACCCAAUAGAGCAGUCACUGGUUCAUCAACCACAACUGGUGAACCCACUACGACUGUCACUGGUGUGUCGACAACAACUAAUGAAUCUUCUACAACCAUCAUUGAUGCAUCGACAACAACUGGUGAACCCACAACAAUUGUCACUGAGUCAACAAAAACAACUGAUGAACCCACUACGACCCUCAGUGGUGUGUCAACUACAACUAAUGAAUCUUCUACAACCCUCACUGUUGUGUCUACAACAGCUGGUGAACCCACCACAACCCUCACUGGGGUGUCGACAAUAACUGAUGAAACCACUACAACCCUCAGUGGUGAGUCAACAACAACCGGUGAACCCACAACAAUUGUCACUGAGUCAACAAAAACAACUGUUGAACCCACUACAACCGUGACUGGUGCAUCAACAACAGCUGGUGAACCCACUACAUCCGUCACUGGUGUGUCGACAACAACUAAUGAAUCUUCUACAACCAUCAUUGAUGCAUCGACAACAACUGGUGAACCCACAACAACUGAUACUGGUGCAUCGACAACAACUGGUGAACCCACAACAAUUGUCACUGAGUCAACAAAAACAACUGAUGAACCCACUACAACCGUCACUGGUGCAUCGACAACAACUGAUGAACCCACUACAACCCUGACUGGUGUGUCGACAAUAACUGGUGAAACCACUACAACCAUCACUGGUGAAUCGAUAACAAUGGUUACAGCUGUACCCAUUACAACCGUAACUGGUGUAUUGACGACAACGAUUACAUCUGCACCCACUGCAACUGUAAGCGUUGCAUUGAAUAAAACUGGAGAACUCACUUCAACCGUCACUGGUAUGUCGACAACAAGUGGUGCAUCAACAACUACUGUUACAGCUGCACCCGCUACAACCGUCACUAGUGCAUCAAAUGCCACCACAACUACAAUAGCUACUCCUGUCAUCACUACUGCCAUCAUCACAGCCACGACAACUGCAACUACCGCUGUUGCAAUCACUAAGGUGACUGUGGUGUUCCGGUCCAGAGGAGAGACAUUUACCUCUGAUCUAUCAAACCCAUCUUCUCAGGCCUUUCAAACCCGAGCCUUACUCAUUAAAACUCAGGUUGAACCUUUCUAUCAAUCAGCUUUCACCUCUUUCAACAGUUUGACUGUGACAGAAUUCAGCUCUGGAUCCAUCAUCAAUACUGUAAAUGUAGCAUUCAGCUCCCCCUCUGUCCCUAAUAUCACGGAGAUUGGCACUGUUUUGAUAAAUGCUGCGCAAAACAUCACAGCUUUCAACAUUGACCCCUCCUCAGUGACAGUCAACAGCGCAGCUGCUCCUGCAACAAGUACUGUUCCUCCUACAACUUCUGUUACAACCACUGUGGCUGGUAUGACCACCACAACAACUGGAGAACCUGUCACUGUACCGGCUACCGUUCCUACAACUAGGCCCACAACUACAACCACUACAUACGUGGCCCCCACAACUACAGUGUCAAGGACAACAUCACCACUGUCAACAACUACCAGCACAGCUCCAACUACCACAACAACCAACGCACCAACCACUACUACGACACCUGCUACUACUACUAGUACAACCACUACUACAACACCUACUACUACUAGUACAACAACAACUACAACUAAAACAACAACUGCACAUCUCCAACCUGCUCCACUGGUGUCUUUCGUCAUACAACAAGUGUUUGUAGAUGCUUUAAAUGACCCUCAAAGUACAGAAUUCCAAGAACUUGCAGUGACUAUUGCUGCAGUGUUUGAUGUGAUCUACAAAACAAAAUAUGGGAUCCUUUUCAUCCGGACAAUUGUUAUUGGAUUCACACCUAUUUUCCAUUCUCGUAUGGAUGCAGAAACACAGGCGGAGGUCCAGCUAGUGUUCAAUGAGACCUCCACUCAAUCUGUCCCUGAGGUUACUGACAUUAGCAAUACACUGAAAGAGGCUGUGACCAAUCCAAACAUUACCUUUGGCAACCUCUCUGUGGAUGUUACCACCAUCAUUGUUAAAGCACCCACCACAAAUGCAACGGUUACUCCUGUCAUCACUACUUCCAUCAUCACAACUACAACAACUGCAACUACCGCUGUGGCACUCACUAAGGUGCCUGUGGUGUUCCGGUCCAGAGGAGAGACAUUUACCUCUGAUCUAUCAAACCCAUCUUCUCAGGCCUUUCAAAGCCGAGCAUUACUGAUUAAAACUCAGCUUGAACCUUUCUAUCGAUCAGCUUUCACCUCUUUCAACAGUUUGACUGUGACAGAAUUCAGCUCUGGAUCCAUCAUCAAUACUGUAAAUGUAGCAUUCAGCUCCCCCUCUGUCCCUAAUAUCACGGAGAUUGGCACUGUUUUGAUAAAUGCUGCCCAAAACAUCACAGCUUUCAACAUUGACCCCUCCUCAGUGACAGUCAACAGCACAGCUGCAGCCACAAAAAUACUUACCAGUGCAAUAACAACGAGUGGCUUAUCGACAAGAACUGGUGAACCCACUACAACCGUCACCAGUGUGUCGACAAUGAGUGGUGCAUCAACAACUGCUGUUACAGCUGAACCCACUACAACUGUCAAUGAUGCACCGACAACAACUGGUGAACCCAAUACAACCAUAACUGAUACAUCAACAACAACAACUGGUGAACCCACUGAAACCGUCACUGGUUCAUUGAAACUAACUGGUGAAUUCACUACAACCGUCACUGGUGUGUCGACAACAACUGACAAACCAACUACAACCAUCACUGGUGUGUCGAUAAAGUUUACAGCUGCACCCACUACAAACGUCACUGGAGCAUCAACAACAACUGGUGAACUUACUUCAGCCGUUGUUGGUGUGUCGACAACAAGUUACGAAUCAACAACUACUGUUACUGCAGCACCCACUAUAACCGUCACGGGUGUGUUGACAACAACAGGUGAACCCAAUAUAAACGCUACUGGUGCACCAAAAACUACUGAUGAACCCACUACGACCAUCACUCGUGUGUCGACAACAAGUGGUGAACCCCCUACAUCCAUCACUGGUGUGUCGACAACAACGUUUACAACUGUACCCAUUACAAACGUAACUGGUGCAUUGACAACAACUGGUGAACUUACUUCAACUGUCAUUGGUGUGUCGUCAACAAGUUAUGCAUCAACAAUUACUGUUACUGCAGCACCCACAACAACCGUGUCGACAACAACUGGUGAACCCACUACAACCGUGUCGACAACAACUGUUGAACCCACUGCAACCGUUACUGGUGCAUUGACAACAACUGGUGAACCCAGAACAACCAUUACUGGUGUGUCGGCAACAACUGGUGAACCCACUGCAACCAUCACCGGUGUGUUGACAACAACGGUUACAGCUGUACCCAUUACAAACAUAACAGGUGCAUUGACAACAACUGGAGAACUCACUUCAACCGUCACUGGGGUAUUGACAAGAACUGGUGAACCCAGAACAACCGUCACUGUGGUGUCGACAACAAGUGAUGCAUCAACAACUACAUUUACUGCAGCACCCACUACAACCGUCAUGGGUGUGUUGACGACAACUGGUGAACCCACUACAACCGUCGAUGGUGUGUCGACAACAACUGAUGAACCAAUUACAACUAUCAGUGGUGUGUUGAUAACAAAGUUUACAGCUGCACCCAUUACAAACGUCACUGGAGCAUCAACAACUGGUGAACUUACUUCAACUGUCAUUGGUGUGUCAACAACAAGUGAAGCAUCAACAACCACUGUUACUGCAGCACUAACUACAACUGUCACUGGUGUGUCAACAACAACUGGUGAACCCACUGCAAACAUCACCGGUGUGUUGACAACAACGGUUACAGCAGUACCCAUUACAACUGUCACGGGUUUGUCGACAACAACUGGUGAACCCACUACAACCAUCACUGGUGUGUCGACAACAACUGGUGAACCCACUGCAACCCUCACCGGUGCAUCAACAACUAAUACUACAGCUGCACCCAUUACAACUCUCACUGAUGCAUCAACAACAAUGGUUACAGCUGUAUCCAUUUUAACCGUAACUGGUGCUUUGACAACAACGGUUAGAGCCGCAGCCACUACAGCCGUCACUGGUGUGUCGACACCAAGUGAUGCACCAACAGCUACUGUUACUGCAGCACCCACUACAACCGUCAUGGGUGUGUUGACGACAACUGGUGAACCCACUACAACAUUAACUGGUUCAUCGACAACUACUAGUGAACCCACGACAGCCGUUACUGGUCCAUUGACAACAUCUGGUGAACCCACUACCACAAUCACUGGUGUGUCGACAACAAUGGUUACAGCUGUACCCAUUACAACCGUAACUGGUGCAUUGACAAGAGCGAUUACAGUGGCUCCAAAUACAACCAUCACUGUUGUGCCGUCAACUACUGAUGAACCCAAUUCAACUGUCACUGGUGGGUUGACAACAACUGGUGAACCCACUACAACCGUCACUGGUGCAUCGACAACAACGGUUACAGCUGUACCCAUCACAUCAAUAGGUGGUGCAUUGACAACUGGAGAACUCCCUUCAACCGUCACUGCUGCUCUUGCAACAAGUACUGUUCCUCCUACAACUUCUGUUACAACCCCUGUGGCUGGUACUACCACCACAACAACUGGAGAACCUGUUACUGUUCCGGCUACCGUUCCUACAACUAGGCCCACAACUACAACCACUACAUACGUGGCCCCCACAACUACAGUGUCAAGGACAACAUCACCACUGUCAACAACUACCAGCACAGCUCCAACUACCACAACAACCAACGCACCAACCACUACUACAACACCUACUACUACUACUAGUACAACCACUACUACAACACCUACUACUACUAGUACAACAACAACUACAACUAAAACAACAACUGCACAUCUCCAACCUGCUCCACUGGUGGUUUUCGUCAUACAACAAGUGUUUGUAGAAGCUUUAAAUGACCCUCAAAGUCCACAAUUCCAAGAACUUGCAGUAACUAUUACUGCAGUGUUUGAUGUGAUCUACAAAGCAAAAUAUGGGAUCCUUUUCAUCCGGACAAUUGUUAUUGGAUUCACACCUAUUUUCCGUUCUCGUAUGGAUGCAGAAACACAGGCGGAGGUCCAGCUAGUGUUCAGUGAGACCUCCACUCAAUCUGUCCCUGAGGUUACUGACAUUAGCAAUACACUGAAAGAGGCUGUGACCAAUCCAAACAUUACCUUUGGCAACCUCUCUGUGGAUGUUACCACCAUCAUUGUUAAAGUGCCCACCACAAAUGCCAACUCAACUGCAACGGUAACUCCUGUCAUCACUACUUCCAUCAUCACAACUACAACCACUGAAACUACCGCUGUGGCACUCACUAAGGUGACUGUGGUGUUCAGGUCCAGAGGAGAGACAUUUACCUCUGAUCUAUCAAACCCAUCAUCUCAGGCCUUUCAAAGCCGAGCAUUACUGAUUAAAACUCAGGUUGAACCUUUCUAUCGAUCGGCUUUCACCUCUUUCAACAGUUUGACUGUGACAGAAUUCAGCUCUGGAUCCAUCAUUGAUACUAUGAAUUUAGCAUUCAGCUCCUCCUCCGUCCCAAAUUCCAAGGAGAUUGGCACUGUUUUGAUAAAUGCUGCGCAAAACAUCACAGCUUUCAACAUUGACCCCUCCUCAGUGACAGUCAACGGCACAGCUGUGACCUCAAGUGGAGUAAGCAGCAAGACCAGUCUCUUCACAGCAUUCUUUCUGGUGGUUCUGUCUCUGCUACUGUCAAGCCAGCAUUAGUCUCAGUGGUAACGCCCACUUGGUAGUCAUAUUUUCACUUUGAGAACUUCCCACACAUUCCAACCCCUACAUAAAUUCCACCCAUGAUUUGACUAGUCUCCAAAAUGAAAUGAAGUCUUGUAAGCUGACAUAAGAUACAGUCUAUGUGGCAGUUGAACACAAUGAUGUGAUAUAAUUACUGCCUAUUCAAUCAAAAUGUGUAAGUGCAUGGGUUUCCAUCAUAAGUCAAUGUUAUUUCCAUGCAAUGACAAAGCAUGUUUGAUUUAAUAUGCACUUAUUUUUGAUUCACUCUGUUGCUGAUAUGAACUAAAACAUUGAUUCACUCUUGCUGAUAUGAACUAAAACGUUGAUUUACUCUCUUGCUGAUAUGAACUAAAACGUUGAUUCACUCUUUUGCUGAUAUGAACUAAAACAUUUAAUCACUCUGUUGCUGAUAUGAACUAAAACAUUUAAUCACUCUGUUGCUGAUAUGAACUAAAACAUUGAUUUACUCUCUUGCUGAUAUGAACUAAAACAUUGAUUCACUCUUGCUGAUAUGAACUAAAACGUUGAUUUACUCUCUUGCUGAUAUGAACUAAAACGUUGAUUCACUCUUUUGCUGAUAUGAACUAAAACAUUUAAUCACUCUUUUGCUGAUAUGAACUAAAACAUUGAUUCACUCUUGCUGAUAUGAACUAAAACGUUGAUUUACUCUCUUGCUGAUAUGAACAAAAACAUUUAGUCACUCUGUUGCUGAUAUAAACUAAUGAGAGCAAUAUUAUAUUUCAUAUUUUGACUUAACCAGUGAAACCUGGAUAACUGAUUUAAAUAAGGCCCUUUGGAGCAAAAUGUUCAAAGAUUUAAACAAUUAUGAAUGUAGUCUUCAUCAUGUAUCUGUUAUACCAUAUAAUGCAAUUCUGUUAUCAAUUGUCCUGAUAUUGUGCCAGUGUAAGGUUGUCUGCUUUUUCUGGAGGUACACAAUCUUUAAUACAUGUCUUUCUCUCGUGAAGAUUCAGGCCAUUGUAUUGUUUACUAUUUGUUGACUAAAUGAGUGGAUUGGAUGACAAGGUAAA
Salmo salar (Atlantic salmon) is the source of this 9784-nucleotide messenger RNA. NCBI's taxonomy places the organism in Eukaryota, Metazoa, Chordata, Actinopteri, Salmoniformes, Salmonidae. The record is from RefSeq and is a predicted model, not a curated record.